AUGUUAAAAUAUUUAACGUGUGGUGGGUGUGGAUGUGGAAGAAAAAAGAAAAAACCCAAGAAUUUAAAUGGGGAUAAUGCACCUUAUGCUCCUGCGGAAAAACCACUUAUUUCGUCAACAGUGGUCCCUGGUCAACCACAAGAUAUCUCUGCCAGAGAUGCUCUGUUAUAUUGGAGUCGAAGAACCACAGAGGGUUAUCCUGGAAUUAAAAUUACUGAUUUCUCUAAGAGUUGGAGAGAUGGCAAAGCAUUCCUCGCGAUUAUUCAUCGCAACAGACCAGAUUUGGUUGAUUUCCGUAAAGUUCGGCACCAGACAGCCAGGCAGAAUUUAGAAGUAGCUUUUGAUACAGCAGAACGUGAUCUGGGGGUUACUAAGCUACUUGAUCCUGAAGAUGUGGAUGUUCGCGAACCUGAUGAGAAAUCUGUGAUAACUUAUGUUUCCUCAUUAUAUGAUGUGUUCCCUAAUGUUCCUUCAACACAACAAUCUCUUCAAGACAAUGAAAGACAAUUGAAAAUUGAAGAAUAUAGAGAUUUAGCCACAGCAUUAUUAAGAUGGUUACGUGAUGUACAUGUGAUGAUGGAUGACAGAAAAUUCUCUUCAUCACUCCUAGAAAUGAAGGCUUUACUACAAGACUUUAAUAAGUUCCGGUCUGAAGAGGUUCCACCAAGAUUAGAUGUCAAACAAAGAUUAUUUAAGAUAUUUGAUCAAAUCAAGAAUCUAAGUACAGACAAAUCCAACAUUGGUGUAGAAGAAGAACUGUAUCCAGAAAAUAUCAACAGAUUUUGGACAAGAUUUACAGCAGCACUACAAGAAAGAGAUAUGGCCAUGCAGGCAGAAAUACUCAGGUUAGAACGACUCCAAAGACUAGCAGAGAAAAUGAAUCGUGAAUGUAAAACAAAUGAGGAAGCAUUAAGUACACUAGAGAGACGUCUGCAAGAGGAAGAGAAGAGAAUUGAAUCAAUCCAUCCAUUUGAAGCCAAACGUAGUUGUGAUUCUUUAGAUAGAGACUUACAUAAUAUUGAAGAUACAAUUCGCAAUCUGUUCCGUGAUGUACAAAGUUUACAAGAUGGCCGCCAUCCACAGGCUGAUCAUCUUUAUAGAAGAGUAUCUGACUUACAGUCUAAAUUAUCUCAACUGAGAACACAUUUAUAUAGUAAUGUAAUUCAGCCAUUAUUAUCUAAAUCAUACGUAGAAGAGGGACGUACUACUACUAAACGUACCGAGAUUGUUACUGAAGUAAGAUUAGUUGAUACAAAUCCUGCCUUUAAACAUAUUCAAGACUGUUCAGAUUGGAUUGAAGCUAAACAGCAAAUACUAGAGAAUAGUGAAUAUGAUAGUGAUUUAUCUAGACUACAGAAAUUAAUACAUGAACAUGACUUAGAUCAUAAAGAAGUUUUAGCAUUCCGUUCAGAAAUAGAUCAAUGUAUUAAUAAUAGACUAAGUCUUUCAUCUGAAGAACAAAAACUGUACACACAGAAAUUAUCAAAAUUAGAAGUUUCCUACUCUUUACUAACUAAUACAUCAAGUAGAAGACAGAAGUGUUUAGAAUCUCUAUUAGAGUUUAUAGAAGCAGCAGCAGGAGAAGUGUUAUGGUUAAGUCAGUUAGAGGAAAGAGAGGUGGCUAGAGACUGGACAUCUCGAGAUCUCAAUAUUCAACAAGAAGAAGAAUAUUUAAAGAGUCUAAUAAGACAGUUAGAAACUAGAGAAGGACAGUUUAAUGCUGUACAAGAACGAGGUGGAGCUCUAGUGUUAGAUAGACAUCCAGCUAGUAAUAUUAUUGAAGCAUUUAUGUCCACCAUGCAGUCUCAAUGGUCUUGGAUGAUACAACUAACAACCUGUUUAGAACUUCAUUUAAAACAUUGUCAAGAUUAUUAUCAGUUUUUUGAGGAUGUACGACAAUGUGAACAAUGGACUGUACAACAUACAGAUUUAUUAACUAAACGUUAUAAUAGACCCAAUAUACCUGUGGAAGAGGCUGAAUUACUUCUCCGAGAAUUACAGGAAUUGCAAGAACAACUUAAAGAAUAUGAUAGAAGAGUUUCGUCCUUGAUUCUCAAGAGUCAUGAAGUUAUUCCCCUUCCACAACGAGGUCGUCCAGUACAUCGACCAAUCAAAGCUAGGGCUUUAUGUUCAUAUCAUCAAGGAGAUAUAACUCUGAAUAAGAAUGAUGAAUGUUUCCUCAUGGAUAAUACUCAAAAACAAAAAUGGAAGAUAAAAACAUUAAGUGGUAGUGAAACUAUUAUACCAUCUGUAUGUAUGUUGAUACCACCACCAAAUCAAGAUGCUAUAGAUUAUGCUAAUAGAUUAAAGAUUCAGUUAGACCAUUUAUCUAGUUUAUGGAAACAGCAGCAACGUAAACUACGUAAAGACAUGGUUUUCGCUACCAUCAAUAUUGUCAAAGGCUGGGAUCUUAAAAAGUUCUGUGCUAUGGAUCCUGGACAAAGAGAAGCAAUAUGGAGAGCAUUAAACGAUGAUGCUCAUAAACUAUUAGCUGAUUUAACAUCAGAUGAUAUGGACAAACCUAGAUUAAAGAAAGAAUUAGAAUUAUGUAAUAAGAUAUUUUUAGAUUUAUCAGCCCAAGCAGCAGCACUAGAAGCCCAACAAAGCAGAUCUUCAGCUGAAAAUUUGAUUCAACAGUUAGAUAGCAUCAAUAGAAAUUUAGGAUUGUGUGAUCAACAGCUAUCAUCUUUAUUACAUAAACCUGUACCACAGAGUAGAGUAGCUAUACAGGAUGCCUUCCAAUCAUAUAGGGAUUUUGAGAAAAGAUUAGACAAUCAAGAACGUGAAAUAGAAUCUGUCCAGAAAGCUUAUGUUACAGUUACACCUAAAUCACAGCUGGUCGAAUCCAAACUUAAUCUGGUUGUACAGAAAUGUGGAGAAUUGAAAGCCAUUUCACAUGUUUAUGUACAGAGAUUAAAGACAGCUGAGUCUGUUGUAUCUGGUUUAGAUGAUGUUAAACAGAUUGUAUCAGACUAUGAGAUCACUUUAACAUCACAUGAUAAUAUGACAUCAGACCUCAAUAUUCUUAGUGAUCAACAAGAAGAACUUCGGGAGAUCCAAUCAUCAAUACAGCAGCAGCAACCUAAAAUAGAUCAACUGAGGAAAGAUUGUGGAUCAUUAAGAACAUUAGUAGAGAAUAGUAGACAGACGACAAUGAGACAUCAUGAUGUAGAGUCUGUAGAGAAAGAUGUUAAAGAAUUGGGUAGUAGAUGGGACAAUGUCUGUAUACAGGUUGUAGAGAGGUUGAGAAGUGUAGAUGCAUCACAAGAUUUAUUAUCUGUGUAUCAUAAUGGUGUACAGAGUGAACAGAAGUGGGUUGAUCAGAUGGAAUCUAAGAUCAAUUCCCACCCACCUUUAACUGGAGAUGUUGUUGAUGCCAAACAACAGCUAGAACCAACUAUGACUGUUUAUAAUUCACUGGGUGAAAGAAGACAUCAAAUAGAGAAUGUAAAUAGGCUAGGUGGACAAUAUAUACGUGAAGCUAAGAUCUAUGAUAAAAGAUUACGCCACUACAGGGAGAGUUUAGAAGAAAUUGAUGCUGCACUUGUUACAUCAAUGUCUAAACGUGGCAGACGUGUUGAUGGAGCAGAAGUGGUGAAAAUUGAAUUGGAUGAUUUAAAUGCCCGUUAUAUGAAUUUGGUUAAAUGGACUAACUUGAGAUUAAAGCAGAUAACUGCCAUUUUAUCUGAUGCCAAUGUUCAGUUCCAAAUGGUAAUUGAUGAUGAAAUUCCUCUACUUCGUACAUUCCGUGCCGAGCUAGCAAAACGUUCUUCCAUGUUGGUUGAUGAUGACAUGCAGGAGUUCUUCCAGCAGCUUACAGAUGUAGAACAAAGUCAAACAACUUAUCGGUCAUUUGUAAACCAUUCCACUCUACAGUCUGGUUCAACAGCUACAGCCGAACUUAUAGCUUCUCCACGCCAAACUCAUGUGAUAGGAUCUAGUUUAGAUUCCCCUGUAACCUCACCUCAACUGUCUUUCCCUACAAUUCAUUCCGAUAGUAAUAUAAAUACUAGACUUUCUCAAAAGAUAGCCACUAUCAGCAGUAUAUCUAUGUCUACCUAUGGACAAGACUCAAUGAGAAUAGAUGAGGGACCAAUUAAUGGACGCUAUCAAACUGUAUUUAGCGUGAAAAAUACUGAUGUAUCAUCUAGAGGACUGCCACUUCAUGUUGACUCUGUGUUUAAUCCACAAACUUCUCAAAAAUUAACUUUAAUGGAAGCUAUAAAUGCAGGCUUAGUUGACCUGAAAACUAAAACAUUUUGUAAUCCACAGACACGAGAGAAAAUGACACUGACACAAGCAGCAGUGAAAGGUUUUAUUGAUGAAGAUUUACAUAAGAAAUUAAAUACAUUAUGUGGUAUAAGUGAUCCUAGGAGUGGAGAAGAACUCACGUUAAUUGAGGCUAUAUCUAAAGGAAUAUAUUUACCAGCUACUAACAAACUUGUUGACUCUGCCACUGGUGAAGUGGUUAGUGUAGUUGAAGCUGUUACACGUGGUAUCGUGUCUCAAAGCUGUGCUGAUGCUUUGUCAGGAGAACCAGUAAGAUUGACAUCCAUAACACAUACUCAAGCUGUGUUUGCUAAUUCAGAACCAUUAAGAACUGAAAUGCCUUUAAGUUUAGCCCAGAUUGUUAAUAAAGGACUAUAUGAUGGAAGUACUGGUAAAGUGAUUGAUCCAGUGUCUAAUACAGAAAUGACUGUUCUUCAAGCUGUUGAAAAAGGAUUUAUAAAUCCCAGUUUUAGAGAAAUUGAUGAUCCAAAUACUGGGAACUUUAUCUCUUUAACAGAAGCUGUGUCUAAAGGCAUAAUUGAUCCAGUAGCUGGUGUCUUCAAACACAAAACCACUAAUCAGAAAUUAAGCCUAGAUCAAGCACAUAUUCGAGGUUUACUCAAGAUGCCUACUCCAUUAGCAGAAUUAGUAACCAAUGGUGAUAUGCUUGAGAAUGGAAACAUUUUUGAUAAGAAUACUGGAUUAGUAUUAUCUUUAAAAGAAUCUGUUGAAGCUGGAGUAUUGGAUGGAGAGAGGAAAUGUAUUGUCGACCAAAACUCAAAGGAAGUGCUGUCAGUGUCUGAAGCUAUUCAACAAAGAACUAUAGACUCUCGGGGACUGUAUAUACCACCUGAUUCAAAUGACCCAAUGCCUAUUCUGGAUGCUGUAGACAAAGGUUAUAUAAAAUUGGUUAGUGAAGAUGUUUCCUUUUCUGUACCUGGCAUCAAAGACACACUUACAGGUGAAACAGUGUCUGUUCCUGAGGCUCUUAAACGAGGAAUUUUGACAGAAAAGGGCACCAUCCUUGAUCGUAGGAGCAACCUUGAAAUGGUACUGCAAGAAGCUGCAAGAAGAAAUCUUAUCAGCAAACCUCUAAUGGAUAAUUUAUUGAGACCUUCAUCAUUAAAAGAUCAGUCAGGAAGAAAUAUUUCUGUACUACAGGGUUUAGAAAAAGGUAUCCUUGACCCUGAACAGGGCAUGAUCAGAGACCCUAAAACAAACAAAUCAGUCACAUUCCAAGAAGCAACAUCUCUAGGACUUAUUAACACAGAAAAUUCCAUGGAAAUCUUGGGACUUAUUAGUCCGUUGGUGACGUCAACUACCAUACUUACUCACAUUCAGCAAUCACCAACAGAAGUUGUGACUGCCAUGACCAUUUCAGAAGCUACAUCAAGAGGCCUUUUGAACUCUACAACCGGAGAAUUUACUGAUCCUUUGACUUCUAGAGUUAUGUCAAUCGAAGAAGCAAUAAAUAAAGGAUACUUGAUUUUGAGUGCUCAAUGGCCAGAAACACAACAUUCUCUAAAUAAGUCAUAUGAUGAAAUUGAUAAGUUAUCAAGACUAACCAAAGAAGAAUCAACUAAAUUCCAUGGUGGUGAACCUGUUGUUGAAUCUAGCUUUAUGACGAGGAAAGACAAUAACCAAUUCUCAUUCACAGCAACCAUGAUUUCCAAGCCAGUGGUUAACACAAAGAUGAUCUCUGAGACUAAGGAGAUGACUGUUAAAGCUGUUGUUGAUCCAAGAACUGGAAGAGAAAUGAGUGUGACUGAAGCUCAAGAACGUGGAUUGAUUGAUAUCGAGAGAGGCUUCUAUAGAGAUAUCACUGGUAAAACCAUGCCUAUUGUCACUGCUGUAGAUAGAGGCUUUAUUAUUGCAGAGAAGGGAGUUUAUGGGGACAAUUUGCUAAAUGGUGAACCUAUCAAAGAAACCAAAUCAUAUUCCAUAACUGGUGUCAUCCAUCCAAAAACCGGUAAAAGACUUCCAGUAAGUCAAGCUGUUAAAGAAGGAAUCCUUGAUCAAGACAAUGGACUGUACAAUGGAGUUGAUAAACUUGGCAGAUCAAUGCAGUUACCAAUAAGUGAAGCCAUUAAAAAAGGCUAUGUUAUUGCAGAAGAUAUCAGUUCCACUGUAUCCAUGCCAGGUUCUUUACUAAGGGAAACUAAAACUUAUAAUUUAAAGAGUGUCAAGCACCCAAGGACUGGAAGAAGCAUGUUGAUUCCUGAUGCAAUUGCUGAAGGAAUUAUUAAAGAAAAUGAAGGAAUCUAUAUUAACACUCUCACUGGUGAGAAACUACCCAUACAUGAGGCAAUUGAAAAGGGUUACAUUGAAGCUGAACUUGUGUCAGUCUUGUCUAAUACAGAAGGGGAUGUAAACAAGAUCACCACCACCAAGUUGACAACGUUAGCAGUUACAGCUGUAGUGGACCCAAGAAGUGGUAAACUUAUAACAGUUGCUAAAGCUAUUGAAGAUGGUAUUUUAGACAAUGGUAGAGGAAUUUACAAAGAUAUAGUCAGUGGUGAAACCAUGCCAAUUAAUGAUGCUAUUGAGAAGAAGCUUGUACUUACUGAAUCUGCAGAGUCAAAAGACAGUGAUAAUGAAUCAGAGGCAUCUUCUAUACACAGUAUCCACAUCACUGAAGAACAAGAAGAAUACCAGUCAACUUUUGUAGAAGACAUUUCUUCAGAGACUAUGUCAAUCGCCAUUAACAGUGUGGUUGACCCUGUUACUCAUGAACUGGUAUCGUAUGAUACUGCCAUAGAAAGAGGUAUUAUAGACAUUAAUAAGGGAGUAUAUUUGAAUGCCAAGAUUGGUGAACAAAUGACCAUCAACAAUGCUUUAGAAAAAGGUUUGAUCAAAGGAGAGGUGACAUCUAAGAUGAAAGAAGAAGAAACCUUUCAUAGUGCUGUGGUCACAGACACACCAACUCUUAGCGUGAAGAAUAUAACUUCUGUUAUUGACCCUAGAACUGGAGAUGCUCUAUCCAUCAAGAAAGCCAUAAAAGAAGGUUUGAUCAAUGUUGAUAAUGAAACUUUUUGGAAUACACGCACUGGAGAAGAAUUGGAUUUUGAUGAGGCCCUACGUCUUGGAUUUAUCCAAACUUCAAAACACUCUGAUGCUGCUGAAUUAGAAAAAUCAGUGGACUAUUCAGAAGAAGAACUUGAUCCCACAGUAUUACUAUCCAAGAGCUUUGACUCUGAAAAGCCCUGGUCAAAUGUAGACAUCAAAGUAGAAAAAUCAGUAUUGGAAGAAGCAGGAGAUUCUACUUUAGCUACAGAAGUUCUUCACUAUUCAACAGAUGUAGAGACAAGUACACAAGUAAGAAAAUCACCCAGAGAGACCUUCCCUCCAACAUAUUCAAAGCAGGAUUUCACAACACCAUUAAAUCUUAUUGAUGCUGUCAAGACUGGAAUAUUUUCAGAGUACUCUGGGAAAUACGCCAACCCAAACACUGGAAAACCAUUCACACUUUAUGAAGGACUGACAAACAACUUAAUUGACAAGUAUUUGGUAACUGUAAAGGACACAAAGACUGGAGAGAGGUUACCAUUAGAGAGAGCUGUACAAAUUGGUCUCAUUGAUGGAUCAACAAGUGAAGUUAUGGACAAAGCCGCCCGGAAACGUAUUUCACUGCCAGAAGCUAUAUCAAGAAAUAUUGUUCAAAAUGUGGUUGAUACGGAGUCUGGUAUGGUUACUGACAUUAAAUCUGGUCACCAGAUUCCAUUAAAUCAAGCUAUUGCUGAAGGCGACAUACCAUCAGAAUCGAUAUCAAUUUUAGACAAAAGUACUGGGGAACUUGUACCAAUGGAUGUUGCAUACAGAAAAGGACUUGUUGAUAGGAAGGGAAAUGUUCAAGACCCCACCAGAGGAACACAAAUGAGUGCCCAAGAUGCUAUUAAAUUUGGACUUAUGGCUGUAGUUGGAGCUCCCUUGAUAGCUGGUAAAAUGGUUGUUGAUGCUGUAAGAGGUGAUCCAGAUCAUGCAGUUGUUACAAGAAGAUCUAAGUCACCUGCCAGAUCAAAGUCACCAGCAAGGCCAAAAUCACCCUCUUCUCACAGAAUAUUUAAUGGCAACAAUGAAGAAGUGGUGAAACCUUCCACUACUAUCAUAUAUGCUAAAGCUGGUGACAAUAUACAGCCUUCUAAACCCUCUGAUUGGAAUACCAACUCUGAGGAAAGUUUUCAAUUUGAAAGCGACGACCGUAUACCACCGGUAAGUCCUUAUGUAGACCAGUCUCUAGGAUCUGCCACCUUUUCCUCUACAUCUAAAACUUGGUCUCAAAGUUCCGAGAUGUCUCCCAUGGUGAAGGGUUUUCAGCAUGUUCCUACUUUGAUAAUACCAACCAAUAUAGGUGUCUCAUCCCCUCUCUCCAGUUCUUUUCCCACAUUUUCCUCUAGUGAUAUAGAUGUAGAUUGGAAGUCAAAAAUUGUUACAAUCAAGUCCACUGGUGAAAAACUGAGUGUUACAGAUGCUGUCCAAAAAGGUUACUUGAACUCAGAUGUCCUGGAAAACAUAGCCCAAAACUCUGGUUUGCAACAAAAUCAAGACAUUAAAAUAGAUUGGGAAGCUGGAACAAUAGCAGACAUUCACUCUGGACAAAAAUUUACCAUAGAAGAAUCGUGUGAUAGGGGCCUGAUAGACAAACCAACAGCCUCUGCUUUACUGGCUAUUACUGGUGAUUUCCCUGGUACUACUACAUCUUCAAGACAAACUACUAAGACUGUUACCACUGAUUUCAAACCUUUGACUGGUAGAUCUGUCACUGUUAACCAAACAUUAUUAUCAACAAACAAUCAAAAUGACUUGUCUCGAGGAACCACAAUAAUUAAACAUGUAACAGGCUGUCCAAAAAUAUCAUUAAAUCAAGUAGUAGCAGAAAACCCUGCAGUAGCUGCUACUGGAAAAAUUAUAGAUCCUAACACAGGCAGAAGAAUGUCCAUUAAAGAAGCCAUAGAAAGUGAUGUAAUUGAUGGUCUUAGAUCAGUUGUUGUUGAUCCAAACAGUGGUGAACGAAUUACUCUCCAAGAUGCCAUAGAAAGGAAUAUUGUGGAUACCAAAACUGGUCAUUUUAGUCAUGGUGGAACUGACGAAAAAAUAACUCUACAGGAAGCAUUUAUAGAGGGUUUAAUACCAGAAAUUGACAUCAACUCAAGCACAUUAUCAUCAAGUGGUGUUGGUACUGGUGGCUCCUUAAAGAAAGUUGUGACCAAAAUGGAAAAAAUUCGUCCAGAGAUUACACUUGAACAAGCUUACCAGCAAGGUCUUAUAGAUGUUAGCAGUGGUACAUUUACAGAACCUACAACUGGACAUGUAUUGCCAAUAGCUGCUGCCAUACAAAGUGGGUGUAUUAUUUCUGGUCAUGAAGAAUCAAAAUCAACUGUGCACCAUACCAUACAACAAUCUAAGCAAUCAGGUGUUGUUCACAGGAACAAAAACAAUAGCUCAGCUGAUCCUAUGAAUAGACUCUCAUUUGCUGAAGCCUUAAACCAAGGAUAUAUUGACUUGCAUGAUAAGAAAUAUACCGAUCCAAACACUGGGAAUAGAAUUGCUAUCUUGGAUGCUGUUCAGCAACAACUUCUUGAUACAUCACAACCUUUAGAACAAUCACAAGGAGCCAUGCAAAGAAGUUUACAAACUGCUAUAGAUGAAGGCAUACUGGAUGACAAGAGCAAGAGAAUUAUCGACCCUCAAACAGGCAAAAAUGUUACUUUCAAAGAAGCUAUAAACACCGGCAUAAUUGAUAGUAAAUACUCCUUUUAUGACAUUAAAUCUGGUGAAGUUUUUAAUCUGCGAGAAGGAAUGGACAAAGGCAAAAUUGAUUCAACAACUGGUGAAUUUAUUGGUGGUUCAACUCGCCAGUCAUUAAAAGAUGCUGCUAAAUUUGGUGCCUUAGCAGUGAUUGGAGCCCCAGUCCUAGCUGGUAUGGCUGUUAAAGAUGGAGUGAUGUCAGCGAUCCAAAAAGCAAGAGAAAGGAAACAAGACAAAGAAAUUGUCUCCUUUCAAGCUACUACAGUUAAGCAGAUAUCACCCCAGACUUUGGAGAUCACAGAUAUGACACAAUCUACUCCUGCUGCUGAUUCUAAUUUAGAUGCUGUCAACAUGAUGGAAGCUGUUUCUGCAGGUUUUCUAAAUACGAAAACAGGAUUUUAUAAAGUGCCUAGUACCAGUCAGGAAAUACCUUUGAUGGUUGCAGUUGAAAAGGGUUAUAUUAAAAACAACUCUGUUUUGAUAAAGGAUCCAGAUUCACAGAGGACCCAUGACCUCAAAGAGGCUUAUCAGCAAAACAUAAUUGAUGCAAUGGGUCAUCUGAAAGGUGAAAGAGGUCAAGCCAAGUCUGUGGAUCAAUUAAUCAAAGAUGGAACUAUUGUUGAAGUCAGUCCUGAAAACCAAACAACAUUGAAGACAUUUAGUAAGAGCACCAGCCAAGUGAAUGUAGAAUCUGUCCGUGAUCCAAGGACAUCAAAUCUUAUUAGUUUGGACUCCGCUAUACACCAGGGAAUAGUUAAACCUGAAAAGAACCAAUAUCUAGAUCCAUCUUCAGGGUUAACAUUACCAAUAACUGAUGCCUUAGAGAAAGGUCUUAUUAAAGGAUCUGUAACAGAAUGUGUAAUGUCCAAAGAAGGAAAAACAAAACAGGGAUUUAUUGCUGAAGUCGCUGUAACUGAAAAGAAAACCUUACUGGUUCAGUCCAUCAAAGAUCCCAUGACUGGAAGAGACUUAUCAUUACCAGAAGCAGUGCACAUGGGUAUUAUCAGCAAAGAUGGAAGCAAAUAUUUUGAUGCACCUUCAAAUGCUGUAAUGCCCAUUGAAACAGCUAUGAACAACAACUUAAUGGUUGCCAGAGAAGUAUCAGCGGAACGAGAAACCAACGAACGUUAUUCUAAAUCAUUCGAGGACACUUUGACUCAAACCAAAUCAUUCCAAGUUCAAUCAGUGAUAGAUCCAGUAUCAGGACAACAACUAUCUGUUCCAGAAGCAAUAAACAAAAAUGUCCUUGAUGUACUUGGUGGUUGUGUGAAAAAUAAGAGAACUGGUGAAACAGUGGCUAUUUCUGAUGCAUUGAAAGAGGGACUUCUUAUUGCAAGUGAAACAUCCAUUUCCCCGAAAUCAGAUUUGGCCUCCAAGAGACAAUCAGUAUAUGAUCCUGGCAGUGAAGAUUUCUUGAAUUGGUCUGAAGCUGUUGACAAAGGACUAUUAAAUGUAUCAACAGGAAUGUAUAAGAUUUCUGAUUCUGAAUCCAUGUCAAUAAUUCAAGGCGUAAAACAAGGCCUGAUUCAAACUGACUCUCUGAAUCAAGAUAUGACAGCUGCACAAAGAAGAAAAUCGUAUGAUAUAACAGCUGUCUUUGAUUCAAUGAAAGGGAGAAAUGUAUCAGUCCACGAAGCUGUAGAUACUGGUCUUUUGAAUCUUCAAACUGGUACCUACAAUGAUCCUAAAAAAGCUGAAAUUUUAAGUGUUCAAGAUGCCUUCAAGAAAGGUCUUAUUAGAGGUUCAUCAACUGAAUUUGUUCCAAAACAUGAACAAUCGGAAGAAACAAUACCAAUUAAAAACCUUGUUGACACCAGAACAAGGGAAAUUAUUUCAAUAGAUCAAGGUAUUGAAAGAGGCAUAAUAGAUAGAAAUUGUACCAAGUACCUUGAUCCACUAACAGGAGAAUCAAGUAGUGUAUUUGAUGCUGUAAGAAGUGGAAUUAUAGCUGUUGAUGAGACUUCAGAAAUACCAAUUUUAACAUCCGUAGUCCAGAAAUCAAUGAAUAUUACUUCUGUUAUAGAUCCAUCAACUGGACAAGAACUUCCUCUAGCAAAAGCCAUUGAGAAGGCAGUAUUUGAUCCCGAAAAAGGCUUAGUCAUCAACCAAAAAACUGGGGAUAAAAUAGAUGUUGAAAGAGCUGUUCAAGUAGGGUUGAUAUCAGCAAAUACAGAAGAAGGACAAAGACCACAGGAGUUUGCAGUAGUCAAAGGAUUCAUUGUCACCUCAGUUAAAGACCCUUCAACUAUGCAAGACUUAUCAAUAAGCAAUGCGAUAAAACAAGGCCUACUGGAUACCAAACAUGGUCAGUUUUAUGAUCCUAAGACAAAGAAGGUCUUAACUUUGCAAGAAGCAGCAGAUAGAGGAUACUUGGAUGCGAAAGAUGCAUCCAAAGCUGGUGUAUCUGAUAAAAAGAGACAAGAUUCUAUGCAGAUCAAUGUCACCUCUGUCAUUGAUACAUCAACUGGGAAACAAAUUGGACUGGAAGAAGCUAUUGAAAAAGGUCUUGUUGAUAGAAAUGUCACAAUUUUCACUGAUUUUAAGAAAGGAGAGAAGAUGAGUAUUGAACGAGCAAUGAAAACUGGACUUGUGUCUGGAUCUAUACAGACUAUCAGUACGACACAAACCACUGUUACCAACAACAAAUCUUCAUUAACUCACGAUGUUACUGGUGUAAUUGAUACUUCAAAUGGGAAUAAAAUCUCUAUAGAGCAGGCUCUUUCAGCAGGUAUUGUUGAUCCCAAUGGACAAUUUACUGAUACAAGAAGAGGAAUUCAGAUGUCAAUCAGUGAAGCCAUGAAACAAGGUCUUGUAUUUUCAGAUAUUAUCAAAUCAACAAGUGCCACCACACCAAAACAGUUGAAUACAACUAUGUCUUUUGAGAAAGCACUAUAUGAGGGAUAUAUUGAUACAAAAUCUGGACUCUUUAAAAACCCUGUCACCAAACAUCAAUACAGUGUGGAUGAAGCUGUCAGAGUUGGCCUUCUUGUAGAUGAAAAUGGUCAACCUUAUAGUUAUGGAGGAAUUUCUAGGAAGGGAAUAACUUACAGUUUUGCAAAUGCCUUACAAGUAGGACUAAUUGAUCUAUCAAAUGCUUUAUUUUGGGACUCUGUAACUGAUAACAAUAUAAAGAUCAAAGAUGCCUUAAAUCAAGGAUUACUGUCGCCUAUAGCAGGGAAUUUUGGUGGAAGAUCUGAUGGUGAAUCAGUUGUUAUAUUGAAAUCUGGAUCUACUUCCAUGCCAGUUGAUAGUAUGAAGAUUAUGGAUCCUUCUUCUCUCAGUGAUGCAAAAGAAAAAGGACUUGUGUCAGUCGUUUCAUCAGUUUCCAAACCAACAGUCACUGAUGCAUUUGUGAGUGGACUUGUUGACAAAGAUACUGGCAACUAUCAUGAUCCUGCCACAGGAAAUGUAAUUUCUAUUGAUGAAGCUGUCUUGUGUGGUUUUUUAUCAGUUGAAAAAUCCUCCACUAAUGGACACACAGUUUCACCAGUAUCAGAGGAAGAAACAAAAUCUCUGACAACUGCUAUUUUAGAUGGUACCAUUGAUACUGACAAAGGCAUGUACAUGGAUGAAAAUUUAAGAACCAGCAUAACAGUCACUGAAGCUCUCCACAAGGGGUUGAUCAUUCCCUCCAUGAAAUCUGAUGGCCUAUCUAAAGAUGAUGUACAACAUAAAGAUGAGAUAACAGUAGUAACAGAGGGGUCUCCAUUCAAACCAAAGAAGGAAGUUGUUAUCAAACAUGGAAAAGUGGUUUCAAAAACAGAUACAGAAAUUAUUGUGACCACUGGAAGUGCAACAUACACUACAAAACCAGGGUUUUCUAUGAGUUCUACAGGACACGUUAUUAACCUUUCUACUGGUCAGCGUAUGUCUAUUCCAGAAGCUAUAGGUGCUGGUAUUAUUGAUACUGAAGAAGUUAGUGGUGCUGGUGAGGUUCAGGUCACAGGAAGUGUGAUUCCUCCUGACCUCAACAGUUCCUCAUCAGGAGUGAUGGGUAUUAAUACAAAAAAAGAUAAACUUUCCACCAGUGACACAAAAAGCUGUCAUUCUGAAGAUAAAGAUAAUGCUGUAUUGUUGGAUGGAACUCAUGUCAAUAGUAGACAGAUGAGAGUCAUUGAUAAUGAAAUAUUGGAUGAAUCAGUGACAGUGUUAGAUCCCCAUACUUUGAACAAUUCUAAUCUUGAUACUGACUUUCAAUCAAAUUCAAAAGCUAACAUCACCAAAAAGGCAACAACAAAGAACACAAAUAUCUCACUAGGUGAAGCAUCAGCCAUUUUGCAGACUGAUAAGAUCUUAGUACAACAUAGUUCUACAGAUAAAAUGAGAACUGUUACAGAUAGUGUUAUGGAGGAAAAUGAUAUUGUUUUGAACUCAAAUGAGCUUCAGAAUAAUCAUAGGAUCAAAGAUAGUAAUAGGGUUAUUCCAACAGAAGUGUUAUCUGAACAAGUUAGUAUGUUACAAUCUGACAGUGUUACCGAUAAUAAAAAAUUAAAUGGAAACUUAUCUUCAAUGACGAUAGAGGAUGAUCAGUUAUACUCCUAUACAAAAAAUUUAUUACUGAACUUUUGGGAUAGAGACGCUUGUAAAUUGAUAAAUCCCAAAACGGGUAAGAAGAUAACUAUUGAUGAUGCAAUCUCAUCUGGAAUAAUACCUUACAACAUCCAUAUCAAACAGUUUGGUGCUGAGAUCAUCACCUUAAGUGAUGCUUUGGAAACUGGUCAAUUGGACAGAAAGACUGGUUGUGUUAUAGACAUGAACACUGGCAAUGUCCACUCCUUCAUUGAUGCCAUAGAUCGUGACUUAGCUUUGAUAAGCCGAAUCAGUGAUGUUGCUGUUAUUGAAAAUCUAUCUGACAUUGUUAGGAAAGAAUUGGGUGAUGGUCUGUUCAAGCUUCUAGCUGACAAUCAAAUUACCGUUUCAAUGAAAAUUCUAGAUAGAAGAACUGGUAGAAAGUUGUCUCUUCCAAGUGGCAUUAAGCAUUCUUUACUGUCAUCUGAAACUGCAAAUAUCAAGGAUACAGUGUCAGGAAAAUGGAUGAACUGGAUUGAAGCCAAACAGCUGGGUCUAGUUUAUGAAAAUAAACCUAUUACUCUUCACCGAUCUGUAAUUUCUCAUGUCUACAAUCAAUUGCUGGAAAGAUUCUGUGAACCAGGUAGCUUUGCUAAACAUGUUACGCUUGAUGAGAUGUUGCGUAAAGGUCAUAUCAAAAGCUCAGAAGAAGAAAUCUUUAGUUUUGAGGAUGGACGUUGGAUUUCUGUUGUUGAAGCCAUAGAAAAAGAUGUACUUGAUCCAGUUAGAGCCAGAUAUUUUCAUAAGAAACUAGGAAAACGAAUUGCCUUACAUGAUGCUGUUGAAGCUGGUCUUAUUGAUGAAUCCAACACAAAGAAUCUGGCAAAGUGUGUGACUUUGGUCAAUGGAAAUGCAGAACUGUCAUUGACUAAAAUUCCAAAUAAGGUGUUCCCAGUGAAUAUUUUUGAGGCUUUGAAAUAUAAAAUUAUUGACCCAGUAACUAGUGAAAUCACCCAAUGUAAGCAAUCAAAGAUCACCUUUAUGGAAGCUGUUGAUAAGAAAGACAUUUUGAUAGAUAAUUGUUUUGUUGUGGACAGGAAUACCGGUUUGGUGUAUUCUUUUACAGAAUCAUUAAAUCUUGGUUUAGUAGAUAAAGAUACAGGAAGCGUUUAUGAUACAUUUACUGGAGAUAAAUAUAGUAUUGUUCAUGCCUUUCAACAUGGUCUUAUCCAAAAAUCACCUCAUCCUUAUCUGCCUUUAAUAAUAGCAUCACAGAUUGGAGUUUUUGACCCCGACGAAAAGUGCGUUGUCCACCCUGUUUCCAAGAAAACUAUGUCAUUAACUAGUGCUAUAGCAGAAGGAAUAAUCGACCCAGCUUCAAUGUUGAAGACUCCAGACCAGGAGAAAAUAACCUUACAAGAAGCUGUAACCCAUGGAAUUUUAGAUGUAGAAACCUUAAAACUAGAGUUCAAUACUGGUAGGAGGGUGUCACUAUCUCAAAGCAUUGGAUUGAAAAGAAUGACUCCAAGAUCAUCUAUAGAUUUUGGUAGUCGAAAGUCAAGUUUGACCUUAGAUGAAGCAAUCAGCAGUGGCUUGUAUGAUCCUGUAUCAAAUUCUUUAAUGAAGGAUGACAAAUUAUAUUCUUUACCUGAAGCUUUACAAGAAGGACUGAUUCACACAGAUUCACUUGUACGGGAUCCUUUUGGUGGAGAUAUUCUUACCUUGGCUGAAGCAUUGGAUAAAAGGAUUAUUGAUGCUGAAUCUGGUAAAAUGUUUGAUUCUAGUUGGCAGCCUAUAGCCUUGAACUUUGCUUUUGAAAAAGGAUUAGUCUUGCGCUCAAAGGCACCUUUGAACCUAUCACUGUCUGAAGCUCUUGAUGAAGGGUUAUUCAAUGUUUCGUCAAAUAGUUUUAUUGAUCCUGAUACAAGUCGUGAAAUUGACUUCAGCAGUGCUUUAGAUCUUGGACUUCUGAGUGGUAAUCUCAUUAAGGUGAGGAACACAAGUACUGGAGAAGUUGUAGCAUUUAAAGAUGCAGUUAAUUCAGGACUGUUAGAUCCUGAAACUGGACUAUGUGUAAAUGCUUCAGAUGGGGAUCAGUUUACAAUAAUUGAUGGUAUGGAUAAAGGUAUUAUCUUGGAUUCGUCCAGUCAACCAGCUGUGAGCCUUCAAGAAGCUAUAGAUGAGGGAAUUUUAGAUCCAUCCUCUUGCAGCUUUAGAGAUCCAGUUUGCGGCUUUAAUCUUCAAUUGGAAGGAGCAAUGGAAGCUGGCCUUUUAGACAAAAACUCUGUUUUGGUGAGAAAUGUAGUAGAUGAAACAAUUUUGACUUUAGAAGGAGCCAUUUGUCAAGGUAUUCUCAGUUCAAAGGAUGGGACAUACGUAAUGCCAAAUCAGGACGUUUUAUCGUUUGCUGAAGCUAUGGAGAAAGGGGUUAUCUUCUCUGAUGUAAUAGUCAAUGAAAAAACACUAUUGGAAUUGGUUCGUCAAGGCAUGUACAAUGAUGAAACAGGGAAAUUUACUGAACCAUCUACUGGAAGAACAAGAACAUUACAAGAUGUUGUCAAGGAAGACCUGACAGAUACAGCCACAAUAAGGAUUCUGGAUAAUAGUACCAAAGAAGUCCUAUCCUUUGAAAAAGCUCAAGAAAAACAGAUUUUGGAUAUGAAACUUUCAGUUAUUGUUGAUACAGCAACAAAUGAGAUGUUAAAUCUGAAAGAAGCUACCAAAAGAGGACUUAUUCAAGAAAGUGUCAGUAGUUGCAAUCUUGAUUUUGACCAAGCAGUUAAAACAGGAAUCCUUCAAUCUAACACUGGAUUUAUUAUUGAUCCAGUAUCAAGGAAACUGAUCAGUGUACAGGAUUCCAUAGACCUUGGUUUAAUUCAGACUGAUCGUCUACUAACAAAGAUUCCAAACAGUAUGGAUUACCAAUUGUUUGAUACAGCUAUUGAAAAUUGUGAUGUAUUCAUAGAAGAAAACCAGUUGGUGAUGGCUCGCUCUGGAUAUGGUAUUGAUGUAUCAGAUGCUAUCAACAGUGGUGUGUUAAUAAACAUUCCAAAAGAAGGAUUUACCCUUUCUGAAAUUGUCAACACCAACAUAUAUGACAGUUUCAAUGAAAGAAUAAAGGACCCUUUAACCGGAAAACUUUGUACUCUUAAAGAAGCUGUUGACACAGGUCUGGUUGAUGGAAACUUGCCACAGAUUGAGGUCUCUGAAGUUGGAAAAUUUUCACUCAAAGAAGCUCUAGACAAAGGACUAAUAGAUCCUGCCAGUGGACGAUAUUUAGCUUCUGACAAACCUCUGGAUAUUAAAGCUGCCUUAAUGGAAAUGAAAGUGGAUAAUAUCAUUACGAUCCCAUCUUUCGAACCAAUCGGAAUGUGUAUUAAAUCCCCUCCUAGUCGAAAGAAUGAUCUUGAAAAUAUUAAAUCAUUAUUGGAUAUGGAAGGUACCUAUGUUUUGGACACUAAUUCUGGUGAAUAUGUGGCUCUAGAUCAGGCCUCUUCCAAAGGGUUGGUGGACUUCAAUACCAAAACAAUUCUUGACAACAAAUCUGGUCAAAAUCUUUCCUUCAAUGAUGCUGUGAAAAAAGAUAUUCUUAUUGACAAAACUGGUCUCUAUAGACUUUCUCCAACCUUCAAAGAAACCAACAAAGAGUCUGCAAAUGGAAACGAAGAGAUGCGUAUCAAAGAAGUGAAAAGAAAGCCAAAGCUACCCAUUGAUCCAAAGCAGUACAUGAUUUCCAAGGAAAAUCUGAGAUACUAUUUAAAAGUCAAUGAUGAUAAAGAAGACAGAAGUUUAUCAGACAACGAAUCCUACAACAAAACCAGCUUACAAAGAGAAUCUAUGAGAAGAAGUUUGAGUUUAAGUGUAUCAAUUCAAAGUCCUGAUAGUAAUGAAGCAGAAGCAAGUGUUGUUCCUAGAUCUUUACCAGAUAUAACGAAAGACAAUAUUUGGGGUUCACCAGAAAAAGAUUUGUCUGCAUCUCUUGAUACACUUAUUGAAAAUGCUCUACGUAAGCAUAAAUCUGGACCAAGACCCAUAACUUUAUUCGAAGCUAUCAAUCAAGGUCUUUAUAAUGAUAAAGAUGGCACAUUUACAGAUCCUGCUACAGAUGAAAUAUUGUCUUUGACACAAGCAAUACAAAAUGGACUCAUUGAUGAUGAAAAGAGAGGAGUCAUUUCACCAAGCACUAAUAAACCUGUAUCACUAAAAGAAGCUAUUGCUUUGAAAAUCAUCAACCCACAAAAUGGAAGAUUCCAUGACAGUGUGUCUGGUAAGGAGUUGACCCUUAAACAGGCCAAAGAUGUUGGUUUUAUACUGAAGGAUAAGGAUCUGUCUAAAUCAAUGGUUGAAAUUUAUGUUGAGGACAUUUCAUCAUCAGACUCAUCAUCUACUGGAAGAAGGAAACUUGAAGAAGCAUUUGCCUCUGGAGUAUUGCACAGAUCAAAUUCCCAAGUUAUUGACCCAGAUUCAGUCCAACCUAUGACUUUAAGAAGAGCAGCUAGUCUUGGAAUGAUAGAUGUAAAAAGUGGAGACUUCAAGAAUCCUCAAACUGGAGAAUGUAUGUCACUAACUGAUGCAGUUGAUAGAGGGUUCAUCUUAAGUCCUACUGGUUUGACUUUGUACAAUACCAUUGAGCAGGGUCUCUAUAAUGUAAAUAAUGGAAGAUUUUAUGAUCCUGGCAGUGGAGAGGAACUUAGUCUAAAAGAAGUCAUGGCAGCAGGAAUAGUGACUGGAAUGUGUUCAGAAGUCAAAGAUUUAUCACAGGAAGGAAUAAUCACUCUGUCAGAAGGGAUAAAAAGAAACAUCAUUGACGACACUUUGGGAAAGUACUACAACCAGAGGUCAAAGAAAAGUCUGAAUUUCAAUGAUGCUGUCAUAGCUGGUUUAAUUGUUAACUGUGGGGCCCGACCUGGAGAUGCUUCACCGAAUAUCCCUUCUUCACCAUUACCAUCUCCAUCAAGAGAAUUUCCUCCUGCUUUACCAUGUGAUAUCAAGUCUGGAAAUUUUCUUUCUGCUCCUCAGCAUGUCAAAGUAGAUCAAAAGAAGAAAGAUGCAGACAAGAUCAGAAUGGUUGUAAGGAACAAAGACACCCAAGAUAGUGGCAUGGAAGAAACAUGUACUGAAGACUUACAGACUAAUGUAAAAAAGGAGAUAAAUGAUGAUAUCCAAAUAAGAUCUGCUCCAGAUAUAGAUCAUGUAUCUGAUGUCACAACAGAUCAACAUUUGAAAAUAAAACUGGAGGAAUCAAAGGAUAUUGAAAUCCAGUCUAAAGUCAUACCUGAAGAUAGUGGCAGAAUGACAAAUGGAACUGAAAGAUCGAAGGGAAACAUCAAGAAAUCUACUAAGGAUAUACCAUUAGUUCCUGAGACCUCUGAUGACUCAAAAGUAAUACAGAAAAACAAGAAAGAUGAUCCUUUGUUAUCCUCAAAUGCUGAGUCUAAUUCAUCUAUCAAAAAUAUUUCUAAAGAUAAAAAACAAAAACCAGAUUUGCCACCAAAACCAAGUUUGAAUAAAGCUCAAAAGAUAAAAACUCCCAGCACUGAACAUGAUAAAAAUGAAUCUUCUAUCAAGACAGUUAAAGGAAAGCCAGAACUACCACCAAAACCUUGUAGUUCACAAACAGUCAAAGAUGUUAAGAAACCUGCCAGCAUCAAGCAGGUUGAUUCUGACUUGAAAGACCCCAUUGUUACUGAUCAAAAUGGACAUAUAUUGAUAGAUGAAAUCAAGAAAUCCACAGGCACAACUCAUAAUAUUGUUGCAAAUUUUGGUCAACCUCUGAAAGAUCAAGGUGACACUAGUAAAGAUGCUUCUCCAGCUACCUUUGUUAUCAGUGAAAAUUCUUCAACCCUGGAUGAAAAGCAAAAUAAAUCCAAUAUUGAUGGUCCCCUAAAACCUUCAUCAACUGCCAUUGAGCUGAAAAAUAAAAUUUCUCCAAAACCAAGAUUACCAGAUAUGGUUAAAAACAUACCACAAAAGCUUCCUGAGGUUGAACAACCUCCAUCUUCAAAUUCAGGAGUGACAGUAUCUUUGUUUGAUAAUAAAGAUUUACCAAUAAACAAUAAGCAAGACACCAAAGUGGCUAAGGGAUCUUUAACACAACAGUUUGAUGGUGUACCAGUAAAUUCUUCUAAACAUGUGAACAAGCUUGGUGAUGAUUCAAAAGAUGUUCCUCUAUCUGAUGAGAAAACAUUGAGUGGACACACUGCUGAGAGUGGGAUGAAACAAAACAAAACUGAUGCUGUUCACAGUCCCAGGGACAUAGCAGUAAAACUAAGUGAAACUGAUAAGUCAAGAUCUCAUGAACCUCUGAAAGGCUGCGAGGUAGACCAGAGGGAGUCAACAGAGGAACCAGCCCUCCCAGUGCUUGAUGGUAGAACAAACUCAACUGUGCUUGAACACUCCCAUAAAGUAGGAUUUUCUGAUAUCAAGUCAUCAUCUACAAUGGAAGACUUCACAGAUGGAAUAAACAAUAAAGAUCCUCUUUUAAAACAAAAUAAAUUUUCAUUUGUGGUUCCUGAUGAGAGUGACAUAAAAAAUAAACCACAAAAUGUUCCUGCUGUGGAAACUACUUCUAACGAACCAGUGUCCUGUGUUAAAGGCAAAAAGAAAUCAAAAGCCAAGAAUGUGAAGUUUCAUCCAUCAGUGAAAUUUGAUGAUUCAUCACACAAUGAAGAUAAAAGUAACAGAGUACCACAAAUAUCAAAACUUUCCCUGAAAGGUCUACCAUUAGAUAAAACCAGAAUGGUUGUGGAGAGUGAUACAGAGGUCAGCACACCAGAAGGAGAAGUUAACAAAGCUACAGAACUACUAUUUAAAAUGAAUCUGAAGGCAGGCAUUACAGCUAGAGAAAGACGCAAGGGUAGAUUAGCUGACUCUUUUGAUAAGCUGAUACAAGAUUUAAAUAAUGAAUUAAAUAGAAUUGCUGAUAAGGAACAAAUUUUGAAAGAUGAUGAACAAAUGGCUGAUGAAGCUUACAAACUUCAAUCUCAGUUGGAAGCAUAUAAGGCUGUUCAUAAAGAGAUUGAUGGAAUUAAACAACCUAUACUAUCAUUGGUUUAUCAAGCUGAACAACUUACAGAACAUUAUCAGGAGGAAUUGGUACCAGAACAAGUUACAGAAUUACAAGGCAUGGCUGCAAGUACCAAAACAGCAUUGGAAAAGCUGGUUAAGUCAGCUGAUAUCCGGCUGAAACAUUUGAACACAGCAUCUGAAGAACUACAGAAGUUUGAAGAUGAAUCUAAUAAGUUUAAGGUUUGGAUGACUGGAGCAGAGAGAGAAUUAGAUAGACAAGAAGAAUGUCUACAAAGAUUUGAAGAUCUGAAACCUCUGGCUGAAAAACAGAAGACCUUACUAAAUGAUGUUGUAUCUCACCAAGCUGAUGUUAGAUUUAUGGCAAUGGCUUCACAGAAAUACAUGGAAGAAGCCAAGUUAUACAAACUGGAAAUCGAUGCAUUUAAAGCAGAUAGAUUACGUCCAACUCGACACAGUCUGAUUAGUAUGAAUGAUCUGGAAGCUGAAUCUGUCAGAGAUGAACUGAAAGACAUCACCACCAGACACCAUGAUCUGAAAACCAAAGUGCAAGGUUUUGGUGAGCGACUUACCAACCUAGCUACAAAACAAAAUGACUACAAUGAAUCAGCUUUCAAAAUGCUGACAUGGCUGACUGAAGCUGAAGAAGAACUGUCUUCCAUUAAACAUGAUAGUGGUUCCCCAGUACCAGAGAAACUCAAGGCACAACUUGAUAGACUCAAAUCACUUAGUAGUGACUCUCUGAGCCAAGCUGGUCUCUUUAAUGAUACCCAAAAGAAAGGAGGAGAUCUUACAAACUGUCUCAGUGGCAUUUCAGCCGAUCCUAGUCAAAUCCAAAAGAUGCAGAAAACCAUGAGAGAUAUCUCUGAUAGAUAUGAAUCUGUUACCAAAGAUGUUAAAGAUCAAACCAACAAGAUGCAGGCAGCUAUUACCAAAUCCCAAGGUGUCCAAGAAGCCAUUGGUGGUAUCCUUAAUUGGGUCAAUGAAAUUGAUGAAACUGUGAGCAAUCUGGAGCCAAUUAGCUUACAUAAAGCCAAACUAAAUGACCAAGUUCAGCAAUUUAAACUGGUGGAAGCUGAUGUGGACAACCAUAAGUCAAGCAUUGAUUCAGUCAAACAGAAAGCCAAUGAUCUGAUAAAGAAUUGUGAUCUGGAAAUGGCAAGAUCUCUAGAACAACAAAUUGGUUCAGUUGACAAGAAAUACAAAGGAGUUAAAACAAAAUGUCAGAAUAGAGACAAAGAUCUUGAUGAUAUUUCUGGAAAACUUUUAAAAUUCAAUGAGGGUCUGGAGGACACAACCUUUUGGUUGGAUGAAAAUAUUGAGAAUCUUAAGUCCAAAGAAUUGAGUAAAUUACCAGGUGAUGAAUUAACACAUGAACUGCAAAAGAUCGGAUCUCAGAAGAAGACUCAGAAACGAGCAUCAGAUGACCUUCAGAAAUUGGCAAAAGACCUUACUCGAGACAAACGCACUGGAGAAACAGGAACUGUUGAUGAUGCAGUAUCUAAGUUAGAUGAACAGUGGGCUGAGUUUGACAGUUUGUAUGCUGACAAGGAACAAGAAGCUAAGGAUAAAGAAAAGAAAGGCAACGAGUUUGAGCAUGCCAAGAAUAUACUUUUAUUAUGGUUGAAUUCUAUGGAAUCUCAGAUUGAUGGGUUUGAACCAGUUGGUAUUGAUAUUGAUACAGUUGAAGCACAGAUUCAACAACUAAAGCCUAUGUUAGAAGAGUUUGAACAACAAGAACCUAAUAUAGAUGAAAUAAAUGAUCUUGGCAAUGCAUUUGAAACUUUACAAGCUCCUGAUAGGCCAAUGAGUCCUAUAAGAAGACGUAUUGGAUCUAGAAGAAUCUCAGGAUUAUUAUCCCCAAAAUUAAGAUCACCAUCACCUAAUAUGUUCCCAGGUGCUACUAGUCCAUUAUCUAGUGAGUCUAGUGGUAUCAGCAGUAGGAAGAGUUCUUCGGAUUACCUUCUCCUCGAUGAUUUAACAGAAACUCAACAACAACUAAUGGAUAUUAACCAGAGAUAUGAUAUUAUUGGAGAAAGAUUAGGAGAUAGACAUCAAGAACUACAGAAUCUCUUGGGAUCUAUUAAAACUUUCUUACAAGACUUACAAGAUAUGUUAUCCUGGUUGGAUAUUAAAGAUAGAGAGGCCAAUUACCAGAGUGAUAUACCUACUAAUGAAAAAGAUGCUAAGAAGAAACUUCAAGGACAUGAGUUAUUCCAUCAUGAAUUACUUGGUAAAGAAGCAUUAGUUGAAGAUAUUAGAAGAAAAGCUCAGGAUCUGAUUAGAACUAAACAAGGUGUACCAGGAUUAGAUACCUUACAGACUCAACUCUCACAAUUAGAUGAUAAAUGGCAUGGAUUAAGAGCCACAUCUGAACAGAGACGUAAAAGUUUAGAAGAUAUGGUAACUGAUUUAAGAGAUCUUCGUGAACAUGGUGACCAACUACAAAAAUGGUUAACCCAGAAAGAAAAGAUGUUGGAUGUACUAGGACCAAUGGCUAUUGAACCAGUUCUUCUAGAAAACCAGUUGGAUCAAGUUAAGGUUUUAAAAGAAGAAUUUACUGAACAGGAGCCGCUAUUUGAUCGAUUCAUUCAAUCAGGACAUUCAGUCAUGGAUAAAUGUCGCCCUAAUUCUGUAGAUUCUAAUACAGUUGGUCGAAAGAUUGAUGGUGUCAGUAAAUCCUGGGACAAACUUCAUGAUAGACUUAAAGAACGAGAGAAAUCUUUAAGCUCACUCGGUGGUAUUGGUGCAGAAUUCUCAGACUUAACCAAAUCUUUAGGUGGUUAUUUGGCUGAUGUCAGUGAUCACUUAGACAGUCUUCAACCAGUCAGUGCAUCUCCUGAACAAUCCAGAAAACAGAUGAAAGAGAUCAUGGAUCUUAGCAAUGGGUUAUCUCAGAAGAAAGGUGAAUUAAAGAAGGCUAAAGACCUGUGUAAGAAAUUAUGUGAUUGUACUAAAGAUCCAUCCACCAAGUCUGAUGUCAAAAACAAAAUGGCUGCUCUUGAGAAAGGUUUCAAUGAUAUCAACAAGAAAGUUGAUUCCAGACUCUCAGCUCUAGAUAAUGCUAGUCGAGAGGGUGAGAAAUUCCAAGCUGAAUGUAAUAAUGUGUUAGAUUGGGUACAGGAUAUGACCAAAAAUCUGAAAAACCAGGAACCAUUGUCUGGUGAAAGAGAUGUGUUUCAACAACAAGUUCAAGAUUUUAAGAAUAUGCAACAAGAAAUUGCUGUCAAAUUGCCAGAAAUAAGAGCAAUGCUGGAGAAAGGAGAUAGAAUUCUUGAAGAAGCCAUGCCUACCCCAGAUAUGAGAGAACUUCAAGAGAAACUACAAACUAUUGAGUCAGAUUGGGACCAGAUUAAAGCCAUUGCCAAUGUUAAACAAGAUCAAGUUGCUGAAGCUUCAGAUCAUUCACAAAAAUUCCAUGAUAACUUGGAUAAGAUGCUGAUGUGGUUGAAACUAGCAGAAGAUAAACUAGAGAAAACCAAGCCAGGCAAACUAGAUAAAGCAACCGUGAGCAAGAAGUUGAAGGAAAUUCAGGCCUUACAGAAUGAGGUGCUGAAGAAAUCACAUGAUCAUGAUACUUUUAAUCGGGAAGGUGAAGCUUUAUUAGAUUGUGUAAAAGUUGGUAGAGGACCUAUUGAAGAUGGUAUGGAUGAGGUCAACAAAAGAUGGGAAGUUCUCAACCAAGAUAUUGCUGAAAAGGCCCAAGAUCUAGAAGACAUUCAACUACGCCUAUCAGAAAUCUCAGAUAAUAUGACUGAUGCCAAUAACCAUCUGAAGAAAUGGGAAGAUAAACUGGACACUCAUCUUAAACUGGGAGCCAGUGCCAAAGACCCAAAACAUGUUGAUAAAAUUAGAACUUUACAAGAUGAUGUUCAAGGUUUAAAUGGUCAGUUAGAUUAUCUAGAAGCAUUAGUUAAUGGUGUAACAUCUGAUAGAGGAGCAGAGACCAGAGCUUUAGAAGCAGAAGUUGAUGAUUUAAAACACAGACAAAAGAAAUUAUUAGACAAUAUAGAUGAUAUGCUGAAUGCAAUGGAAUCUGGUUCUCAAAAUCUUGCUGAAUUCCAAGCUUUGUUGAAAGAUGCUGGUGGACAGCUAUCUGAUCUGGAAGAUGAUCUUAAUAAGAAGGAUCCCAUUGCUAGAGAUGAACGUGUUCUAGAUGGACAGCUUCAAGACAUGGAUAAUUUCCUGGUAAAUAUAAGUGAUAAAGAGCAUGCCAUAAGAGACCUAGAAAAUAAAGGAAAGGAGUUAAUAAGAGCUGGUUACAUUACUGAUCCUGAACUUAUUAAAUCUAAGAUUGAUAACUUAAAAAGACAGGAAGAUAAAAUGAAAGAGCAAGGCAAACAAAGAAAAGCUGAUGUCAAAGCAACCAAAGAUAAACUUCGUAAAUUCAAUGAUAAAGUUGGUGCCACUGAAAAGACCAUUGAUGCUGUUGGUAAUAAAGUGGGUUCAUUGAAACCUGUCGGUGGAGAUGUCAAGGCCAUUAAACAACAGCAAGAUGAACUCAAGAAUCUUAUGAAGAAGACAAUUGAACCACUACAGAAACAAUUUGAAGUCACGUCUGCUGAAGGUCAAGGUUUGAUAAUAUCAGCUCCAUCUGGUGUCGAUUGUGAUCAACUUGAAGCAGAAUUAGAACAUCUGAAUGGUAAAAUGUCUGAUCUUAAUGAAAAGGUCAGUGAAAGGGAACACAAUCUAGAUUCAGCUCUCUUACAUUCUGGAAAGUUCACAGAUGCUCUGGAUUCUCUGUUAUCAUGGUUAGCAGAAACAGAAGAUAUGGUUGCUAACCAAAAACCUCCUUCACCAGAACAUCGAGUAGUUAAAGCUCAACUACAAGAACAAAAGUUCCUUCAAAAGAUGAUAGAAGACAGAAAACCCAGUGUGUUAUCAGUCAGAGAAUCUGGUGACAAGCUUCAAGCUGGUGUUGAUCCUAAAGAAAAGAAGAAGAUUCAAGCUCAAAUGCAACAGUUGGAAGAACGCUGGGAGAAUCUGAACCGUGCUGCAUCAGAUCGUAACAAAACUCUUGAAGAAGUGAUGGAUCUAGCUAAAGAUUUCCAAGACAUUCAUGAACCACUCUGUACUUGGCUUGAUGUUAGCGCCAAGAAAUUCAAUUCUAUGGAACCGAAAGCAUUAGAUGCUGAUGGUAUAGAAAAGUUGGUUGAAGAUCUAAGAGCUCUACAAGAUAGUGUCCAAGACAAAGAUCCUAAUGUACGUGAUCUAGCAAGGAAAGGGAAACAAUUACAAGAUCACUGUAAAGGUGAAGAUGUUGUUUUGGUUCAGAUGAAAAUUGAUGAUUGUCAGCAUAAAUAUUCUGAUCUGAAAAAUAAAGUAGCAGACACACUAGAACAAAUGGAAGAAGCCUUGCCAUUGGCUAGAAAUUUCAAUGAGAAACAUAAUGACUUCUUAAAAUGGAUAGCUAAAAUUGAACCUGAGAUUAGAGCUAAAGAAUCUAAAUCUGGUGAUGAAGAAGAUCAUUUACAGAUUUUAAUGGAUGAAUUAGAAAAUAUUCAACCAAUUCUAGAAGAAAUAAAUAACGAUGGUACAGAACUAGUUGAUCUAGCACCUGGAGAUUUAGCGUUAAGAAUUGAUGAAACAAUGAAUAAAGAUAACAAACGUUUUGAUUCGGUUAAAGAGCAGAUUGAAAAAAGAGCAGAAAAGGUUCGAUUAGCUCGCCAGAAAUCUUUUGAGGUCUUGGGAACAUUAGAUGAUUUAAUAGAAUGGUUUGAUGAUGAGGAAUCAAGAUUAUUAGAUUCUGCACCAAUACAUUCUGAACCUGAAAAAUUACAGUCUCAGUUAGUAGAACAGAAGACAAUGAAUGAUGAUAUUACCAGUCAGAAAUCUAAAGCUAGAGAUGCUAUCAAUGGUGGUAAAAAAUUACUACGCGAAAGUCCUCCAGAAGAAGAACCAGUCAUCAGAGAGAAGAUGGAUCUGUUGAAAUCAAAGGCAGAUAACUUAUCACGACUAAGUAACGACCGUCUGACACAAUUAGAACAAGCCUUACCAUUGGCUAAACAUUUCUUAGACACCCACAAUGACUUGGAAGGUUGGUUAGAUGAAAUUGAACCAAUGGUAGCUGAGAUGGCAGUAAUGUCUAUUAGUUCUGAUCAAGUGAAGAAACAACAAGAACAAAUGAAGACUCUGAAACAAGAAGUGACAGAUCAUAAACCAGUUAUAGAUCGUCUCAAUAAAACUGGUACAGCUCUUGUCAAGUUGUGUGGUCCACAAGAUGUUGAGAGAAUUAAAGAUAUCAUGAAUGAAGACAAUAAACGUGUUGAUGAUCUACGUAAUGCUGUAAGAGAACGAUCCAAUUCUAUAGAGGAGGCCAUGCAACAGUCUGCUGAUUUCUCUGAUAAGUUAGAAGAUCUGUUAGAGAAUUUAACCAAAACAGCAGAAGAUGUUAAAAAUGCUGAACCAAUUGCUGCUUAUCCUGACAAAAUACGAGGCCAAAUUGCUGAUAACUCUACUAUUGAAGAAGAUAUGGAUAUGAGAGAAGCAGCAUUGAAUUCUGUACGUAAUAGAGCAGAAGAAUUAUUGAAACAAGCUGGAGAUGGUCAAGAUGAAGCUGUAAAAGAUGUAAAACAGAAGUUAGAUGAACUGGUUAAACUGUAUAAUGAUAUCAAGGGAAGUUGUCAAGAAAGAGGUGAUGCUCUAGAUGAAACAUUGGGAGUUGCAGAUAAAUUUUGGGAUGAACUCAACAAUCUGACUAGUACACUCAAAGACUUACAGGAAAACCUAGCCAACCAAGAACCACCAGCAUUGGAACCUGAUGCCAUUCGAGAACAACAAGAAGAGCUUGAGAAUAUGAAAGAAGAAGCUCAAGCCACACAGGCUGAUUUAUCUGAUGUACAACAAACAGGUCAACAUCUGAUGUCUAUAGUUGGUGAACCAGAUAAACCUGAAGUUCAGAAGAAUAUUGAUGAUUUAGAUAACCAACUAGCUUCUAUUAAUGAUGAUUUAGAAAAACGAGCUCGAUCUUUAGAAGAAGCUCUUGCCAAGGCUUUAACCUUCCAAGAUGUUCUUAUGAAACUGUUAGUAUGGUUACAGAAGAAAGAAGAAGAAUUCAGUGACAUGGGACCUAUUGGUUCUAGUUUCGAAGUUCUUAAGAAACAACUUGAAGCUCUCAAGACAUUUAAAGGUGAAGUAGAGCCUAAACAAAUAGAUAUUGAAUCAUUGAGUCAACAAGCUAAUGAAAUGGCAAAAGAUAGUACUGCUGAACAAGCUGUUAUUGUGAAGGAACCAGUUGUAGAACUUAAAGAGAGAUGGGAUGUACUGGUUGAUAAUAUCAGAGAUAGACAGCGUCUGAUGCAAAAUGCUUUAUUGAAGUUGGGAGAAUUUGACCAUGCUUUGAAAGAGUUGAAUAAUUGGGUAACAAAAACUGACAGUAAAUUAGAUGAUAUUGAACCUGUCUAUGGUGAUUCUAAGAUUAUUGAGAUUGAGAUGGCCAAAUUAAAGGUGAUUCAAAAUGAUAUCCAGUCUAAAAUACCUAGUAUAGAUUCUAUCAAUGCUGAAGGACAGAAACUGAUGGCUAAUGAAAGUCAUAUGGAAAUAUCUAGUAUGAGACAGAAAUUAGAUGAUCUGAAUAAUGGUUGGGAAGUCAUUCAAGAUAAAACAAACAAGAAAAUGGCUGAUUUAGAAGAAGCUUUACAAGAGGCUCAGUUAUUUACUGGAGAUUUACAUGAUGUACAAGUUAAACUAAGUGAUAUAGAGAACCAACUGAUCACUUCCAGACCUGUUGGUGGUUUACCUGAAACAGCUAAAGAACAACUGGAUAGGUUUAUGGAGGUGUUUAAUGAUCUAAAAGCAUUAGAACCUAAAGUUGGUGAUGUUUUAAAGAAUGGUGAUGAUCUAGCCACGAAGAGUACUGAUCCUUCUUCUAAUAAUAUCAAACAUAAUAUGAAAGCUCUGCAACAGAAAUGGGAUAAUUGUAGAGCCAGAGCUGGAGAUAGAAAGAAAAAAUUAGAAGAAGCUGAAGGCAAUGCUGGUAAUUUCCAUAAUGAUCUCAAUAAGUUUAUAGCCUGGUUGACAGAGAAAGAAAGAGUACUGAAUAAUCUUGCACCUGUUAGCCGUCUGGUUAAUAGAGUCACAGAUCAAGCAGAUGAGCACAGGAUCCUGCAGAAAGACAUCUCUAAAAAUCGUGAGAACCUGAUAGCUUUAGAGAAGAUGGGUACACACCUGAAAUACUUCAGUCAAAAACAAGAUGUGAUCUUAAUUAAAAAUCUACUGUCUAGUGUACAACAUAGAUGGGAGAAGAUAGUAUCACGUAGUGCUGAAAGAACUAGGAAACUAGAGAGAGGUUAUAAAGAAGCUAAAAAUUUCCAUGACAUCUGGAAAGAUUUACUAGGCUGGUUGUCAGAGGCCGAACAGAUUUUAUCUGAAGAUCUUAAGAUUGGUAAUGAACCUGCCAAGAUCAAAGCUCAAAUUGCUAAACAUAAAGAAUUCCAGAAGAAAUUGGGUGCCAAACAGCCUAAAUUUGACACUGUCAAUAGAACAGGUCGAGGUUUGAAAGAAAAAUGUCCCACCGACGAUGUUCCAGUAAUACAGCAGAUGUUGAAUGAACUGAAAAACAAGUGGAACACAGUGUGUGGCAUGUCUGUUGAUAGACAAAGGAAGUUUGAAGAAGCCCUGUUGUUUUCUGGUCAAUUUAAUGAUGCUCUUCAAGCAUUGUUAGAUUGGUUAGCUAAAGUAGAGCCAACAUUAGGUGAAGAUCAACCUGUACAUGCUGAUAUUGAUACAGUCAACAGUUUAAUGGAUGAACAUAAGAUCUUCCAACAAGAAUUAGGUGCUAGAGCCAAAACAGUGGAAUUUGUCAAGAAAUCAGCUAAAGAUUUGAUAGAGAAAUCACAAGAGGACACAUCGGAUUUACAAGCACAUUUAAUAGAACUACAGACUCAAUGGGAUAGAGUUUGUAAAUUAAGUGUUAGUAAACAAGACAGAUUGGAACAAGCUCAUAAACUGGCUGAAGAAUUUAAUAAGAAAGCUAAUGGUUUAUUAGAAUGGUUAGGAGAUGCUGAGAGACAACUUCGUGUACAAAAUCAACAAGCUUUACCAGAAGAAGAAACAGUAAUGUUAGAUAAGAUAGAGGAACAUAAGAGAUUUGAAGAAUCAUUAUUAGCUCAAGAAGCCAAUCUACGUGAAACAUUAAAUAUAGGACAAGAUAUAAUGAGAAGAUGUCAUCCUGAAGGAGUUAUAACAAUGAAACAUUGGUUAUCUGUUUUACGUGCUAGAUGGGAAGAGUUAAUGAGUUUAACUAAACAGAGAGAACGUAAAUUAACUGAUGGUUUAACCACGUUACGUAGAAAUAAUCAACUGUUAGAUGAACUACUAGCCUGGUUAAAUAACGCUGAAGUUAAACUGAUUGAUGCAGAUAAAGAACCUAUACCACAGGAUGUACCAGCUAUACAACAACUACUCAAAGAACAUCAUGAAUUCCAAUGUAAUUUAUCUGCCAAACAACCAGAAGUUGAUAAAUUAACAAGACCAGAGAGACGAAGACCAUCAGUUUCUGUAGAUACUUCAACACCUUCUCUCAUUCCUCGCUUUAGAGGUAGCUUCAGAACACCGUCUAAGAAUUCACCCAGUCGUUCUAGUGGACGACGUACACCAGAUAUGUCUGGCAGACGUACUCCAGAUUUUGGUGGACGUAGAACACCUGACUUCUUGUCUGGUCGUAGAACACCCGAUUAUUAUUCUGGAAGAAGAACACCAGAUUCUGCCAAUCGCCACACACCAGAACCAGCAUUUAGAAAUCCAAGAGUGGGCGCUCUCUAUAAUAAAUGGCGUCAUGUCUGGUUGAUGGCAAUGGAGAGACAACGUAAACUACAAGAUGCUAUGAAUUACUUAGAUGAGCUUGAGAGAAUGAAGAAUUUUAACUUUGAUGAUUGGAGAAAACGAUAUUUACGUUGGAUGCAUCAUAAUAAAGCUAGAAUUAUAGAUUUCUUCAGGCGUCAAGAUCGAGAUAGAGAUGGUAAAUUAACUAGAAAAGAAUUUAUUGAGGGUAUUUUAGCAUCAAAAUUCCCAACUACUAGAUUAGAAAUGGAGGCAGUAGCAGAUAAGUUUGAUCAUAAUAAAGAUGGCUAUAUAGAUUAUAAAGAAUUUGUUAAUGCUUUAAGACCACCAUCUGAUAGAGAGCGAACUGUUGAACCAUCCUUAGAUGAAAAGAUAAUGGAUGAAGUUAAGAGACAGGCCAGUAAAUGUACAUGUGUUAAACAAUUCCGUAUUCAUAAAAUUGGUGAAGGCAAAUAUCGGUUUGGAGAUUCUCAAAAGUUACGUUUAGUGCGUAUUUUACGUAGUACUGUUAUGGUUAGAGUUGGAGGUGGUUGGGUCGCCCUUGAUGAAUUCCUUGUUAAAAAUGACCCUUGUAGAGCUAAAGGUAAAACUAAUGUUGAAUUACGUGAACAGUUUGUAUUAGCUGCUGGUGUUAGUCAGUCUAUGGCAGGCUUUGUUUCCAAAAGUCCAGCCCCAAAUAGUCCUUAUACUGGUGGUAGUCCUGCACGUCCAUCUUAUACACCUUAUACAGGACCUAUAUCAAAGAUUCGAGAAAAGACACCACAUUCCUCCCCAUGGAACCAAAGAACCAAAACACCAGACGGUGAAGUUAGACAUAUAAUGUCAAGAAAUUUAGAGGGUUCCCGUCUUACACCACCAGCUAAAUCUAAAUUAUUCCGUAAACCAGCAAGUCCUAGUCAUCCACAAACACCAACAAGUCGAAGUUCAAGUAGAGCUAGUAAUGGAGGAAGUCGACCACCCAGUCGUACAGGAAGUGAAACAUCAGAAGGUGGCGUAGACGCUGAAGUAUUCACAACUUUACAAACAGAGACUGAUAACCGUGGUGGGCGUAAUAAUACAACUGUUACUUAUCAGACCCACAACAUCCAAACUCGUACCGUAACAAUCCCUACCCCAACACAGUCCAAAUAUUCUAAAAUACCUAAAUUCUCACCACGACGAUAG
Molecule: messenger RNA, 32493 nt
Organism: Lottia gigantea (owl limpet)
Lineage: Eukaryota; Metazoa; Mollusca; Gastropoda; Lottiidae
Exons: 84
Coding region: 1-32493 (10830 amino acids)
Biological process (GO): intermediate filament cytoskeleton organization; wound healing
Cellular component (GO): cytoskeleton; membrane; intermediate filament
Molecular function (GO): structural molecule activity; calcium ion binding; microtubule binding
Source: RefSeq, a predicted model, not a curated record